GUGGGUCCGACCGUUUGUGAGGGUAUUUCCGGGACCAGAGCCGGACCAGAAGAAGGGAAGCAUGAGUUGGAUUCCGUUCAAGAUCGGGCAGCCGAAGAAACAGAUUGUACCCAAGACAGUUGAGAGGGAUUUUGAACGGGAGUAUGGAAAGCUUCAACAGCUGGAGGAUCAGACAAAGAAGCUUCAGAAAGACAUGAAGAAAAGCACAGAUGCAGACCUAGCAAUGUCAAAGUCCUCUGUGAAAAUCUCAUCUGACCUACUGUCCAACCCACUCUGUGAGCAAGAUCCUCAAUUUCUUGAGAUGGUGAUGGCCCUGGACACCGCAAUGAAGAGAAUGGAUUCUUUUAACCAAGAAAAGGUGAACCAAAUCCAAAAGACAGUCAUAGAGCCUUUGAAAAAGUUUAGCAGCGUUUUUCCCAGCCUGAAUAUGGCAGUGAAGCGGCGUGAACAGACCCUACAGGAUUACAAAAGGCUGCAGUCCAAGGUGGAGAAAUACGAAGAAAAGGAGAAGACAGGGCCCAUCCUAACCAAGCUCCACCAGGCACGGGAAGAACUGAGGCCUGUGAAAGAGGACUUUGAGGCCAAGAACAAGCAGCUUCUGGAAGAGAUGCCCAAAUUCUAUAGCAGCCGCAUUGAUUACUUCAAGCCAAGUUUUGAAUCUCUCAUUCGGGCUCAGGUUGUGUACUACACGGAAAUGUACAAAAUCUUUGGUGACUUAACAGAACAGAUCGACGAGCCUGGCCUGACAGAUGAGCAGAGAGAGAAGGAGAAUGAAGCCAAACUGAAUGAACUGAGAGCCCUUUCCAUCGUGGCAGAUGACUGAAAAUCAACAAUGCGCUGAAUCUGUGGAGGUCUCCUUCUGCUUUCAGAUUUCCAAAGACUUGGGUCUCUGACCCUGAAACUUUUGCAUAGAUGCUGUUUUGAUCCAGAGGAGUCAACCUACAGCAGCCUUCCAGGGACUGAAUGUUUAUUUCUAGCGUAAUAUAGCUGAAUUUCCAUCAUCUUUUUAUGCCCGUGGCUUCUAAAGGCUGCCCACCAACUCUGGACAUGGACAAGACACCACCAUCCUUUGCAAAUUACUAAUCAAUGCUACUUUCUGUCAUGAUGCACCAACCAAGGUGUGUUUGUCAACUUUUCUAAAUGAGAGAUGGUACCUCUACUGACAAGGGAGAGGGAGCGAUCUUGGUAUUUGGCCUCUGUGCCUUUUAAGGGCUACUUCCUCAUAAAGUCAAACGUACUUCUUCAUCAGAUACAAAGCUUUCUAAAAGUAAGGCCACUUUUUAUUUUAGUCAUUUUCUGUGCCUUCAAAUCAUUAACAACUUGUGGCGGCUCCAAGAAAAUGGGAUUUUUUUGUGAGCUUUAUUCGGAAGGGGAUUGCCUUUGCCUUCCUCCGAGACCAAGAGAGAGUGACUUGCCCAAGAUCCCCCAGGAACAGCCAAGGCAGAGUAAAUAUUCAAACUCUGGUCUCCAGAAUUCUAGCCUAAUGCUUAAACCACACAACUACACUGACUUAUUAUAUACUAAGAGGUGUAAUUUAAUUCUGUUGUGCUUAAUUCUUACGGGUUUAGGGGGUGGCUAUCAUGGAGGAAUAAAAGGCAACAUUCUUCCUCCCCAGAGUCAAACACAACUAGACUUACUGUCAGGAGAAAAUCUUUACCUUUUCAUACAUACAUACAUAAUACAAAGGAUAAGGAACAGCAAGGGAGCCAGUUGUCCUGGCCAGCCCCCAGAAAGCUUCCUGUGCCUGAUGCUGCCUCUCCAAUCCUCCACCGUCCUGUGACACCACCAUCCUGCUAGCCCAGCACACACUGCUCUCUCCAGUGUUUUCUUUGUUAAGGUAGAUGAUGUAGCCCAAGGCUGCAGCAGCUCAGAGCAUGGUUGCCCCUUUUCUGUGUGUGUGAGGGCAGCUUGCUGCCUUCAGAAGUGGAGGCAACAAUGGUGAGGGGACAAUGAGAUGGGAAGAAGCAGCCCUGUGUGCUGGUGCUCUGUGGGCUGCAUGAUGUGCCGGUCUAUUCUAAACCAAGGUAGACAAUUUGUGUUUAACUACUUGAAAAUGAUGGAAGUCUAUUUUCCUGUAUCACCUUAUCUUCUACUGGGGAAAGGAGAUUGUGCUAGUGGGAAAAGUACAAAUGUGUAAUAUUUCUUAAGGAAGGCUUCUCUAGAAGACAAGUUUUCCUACCUGUUGUAAUCCUUGCAAUCGUCGCUUAAAAUUAAUCAAGACUUUAACGAAGCAGGUAAAUCCAACUCUUGUUUCCUGUAAGUUUUCUUGUAACCUACCAUUCCAUGAUAAAAAAAAAAUCUAAAACAAAA
Molecule: messenger RNA, 2310 nt
Organism: Anolis carolinensis (green anole)
Lineage: Eukaryota; Metazoa; Chordata; Lepidosauria; Squamata; Anolidae
Gene: bin3
Product: bridging integrator 3
Exons: 9
Coding region: 62-823 (253 amino acids)
Biological process (GO): actin cortical patch localization; plasma membrane tubulation; endocytosis
Cellular component (GO): cytoplasm; actin cortical patch
Molecular function (GO): lipid binding; protein binding
Source: RefSeq, a predicted model, not a curated record